This is a messenger RNA of Filobasidium floriforme, 2140 nucleotides long. Its product is annotated as FAD/NAD(P)-binding domain-containing protein. Lineage: Eukaryota; Fungi; Basidiomycota; Tremellomycetes; Filobasidiales; Filobasidiaceae. The transcript has 11 exons. Gene Ontology annotation, molecular function: N,N-dimethylaniline monooxygenase activity; flavin adenine dinucleotide binding; NADP binding. The record is from RefSeq and is a predicted model, not a curated record. Bases 110 to 1795 code for a protein of 561 amino acids.
CAACAAGACGAAUUCUUCAACCUUUAAUAGCGCAUGACCAGAAUCUGCUGUUCAUGUCUGUCCGAGCGCUCACGAAUCACGAAUAGAGUACCAACCAAAUCAUAGCAGAAUGUCUCGAAACAAUUCCGAAUUCAAGGUCGCUAUCAUCGGUGGAGGGAUCUCUGGCAUCGCCCAGGCUGUCACGCUGAAACGCCAACUAGAGAACGGCGUAAACAUCAAGAUCUUUGAGAAGCGAUCAUCUCUCGGCGGGGUUUGGCGAGAUGCUAAAUGGCCUGGCGCCGGUGUUGAUGUUCCCAUCCAUCUCUACUCUCUCUUCUCGGAUCUCAAGAGCGAUUGGACGACGCUGUUUGCGGAACAGCCCGAAGUGCUAGCCUACUGGGAGUCGCUCGUAGACAAGCACGGUCUGAGGCGCGACGUGAUUUUGAACACGGAAUAUGUCGGUUCCGAGUGGAUCAGCUCAGAGCAGCACCACGCGAUCUCUUUCAGACGCAGCGACGGGUCGGCAUUCGAGUACAGCGCCAAUGUCAUCAUAUCCGCCAACGGACCGUUAUCAAAACCGACGAUCCCAAAGCUUCCUGGGCUGGAAAAGUUUGAGGGUGUAUACUUUCACAACCUGCAUUGGGACGAGAACGUCGACCUGAGCAAUAAGCGCGUGGCGGUGAUAGGUAACGGGAGUUCCGGGAUACAGCUCGUCCCUGGCGUAGCGGAUAUCCCCGGCGUUCAAUUGACCCAUUUCAUACGCAGUGGGGGUUACUUUGUGCCGAAGGUCAACACGCCUUAUAGCGCUGCGACAAAGCUCCUCUUCAAAUAUGUUCCUCUUGCUCAGCGAGCCUACCGAUUCAGUCUUUUCCUCGAAAGCAACGAUCGUUGGCGAGCGAAAAAGGAACCCAAGUCUCACCCGACGCCCAUGGAGACUCAGCUGUUGGAUCAUCUCGCCAAGACCGCACCUCCGGAGUAUCUAGACGCCUUGACACCGAGAUAUCCGCUGGGAUGCAAACGUGUCGCGUUCGACGCAGGCUGGCUCGAGUCGCUUCAUCGCCCCAACGUCAAUCUGGUGAACCAUCCGAUAGUACAAGUCACACCUCGAGGCCUUGUCACAAGCGACGGUGUCGAAAAAGAAUUCGACAUCAUCAUCUUUGCCACCGGAUCAAACGUCGCGGAACACGGCGUGGGCCUGAACGUCGGCUUGAAAGGCGAAAGAGGCCAGGACCUCCAAACUCACUGGAAACAGAUCGGUGGACCCAAGGCGUACAUGGGAACGGCGGUACCAGAGUUCCCCAACUACUUCAUCAUACUCGGACCCAACGCCAUCGCCGGAAGUUGGGGAUAUACCAUCGGGUGUAAAGCGCUGUUCAACGCGAAGCUCGUGCAGGCUAUGAUUCGCCAUCAAAUCACUUCGCUGCAGCCAAAGUCGGACGCCUUUGAAAAGCACAAUGAAGAGCUGCAACGAGGAUUGGCCGGGACCAGCAUGAAGUCGACGGCUUGCGAUAAUUGGUGGCGAGUAGGCGGCAACGGAUUGCUCAGUGUGCCCAAUUCGGUUUCAGGAUUCCGUCUAGCAGAGUUGACAAAGAACAUUAUCUGGGAUGACUGGUCGGCCACGAGGUUGGACAAAAAUUCCGGCAAACCGGUGGAAGUGAUAGUCAAGGAGAGCAGCUCGAAGCGCACGACUUGGGCAUUGGGUCUUAUCACGGCUACCAUGGCAGCUGCAGCGGUCUCGCAGCUCUCGGCGGGAAACUUGCCGUUGAAGUUUGAACAGAUCGAACGAUUGCUUUCGGCAACCGGUCUUUGGAGAUGAGCGCGGAGGUGUUCGCCCUGGCAAUGUCUUGGGGGUUAGCGGGAACUAUUCGGUAUCAAUCGCUACCCGUAUAUCGUUGGACAGAGUCUCCAGGACCUUGUACAUGCUUGUGGGGGAAGACGCCCUCGUUCCGUUACGGUGAUCGGAUUGUAAAAUCGAGGUAUAGAUAGACCUCCACGCGGCCAGACACGAUGUGUCGUUAUAGCAACAUAUCAGCGCGGGCUUUGCCAUACAAUAGAUGUGUCCUCCUCUCAGUUAUACCACGCUGCCAUGCUCGGCCAUAACCUGUGUAUAGUAGGUAGUAGGUAUCGAUCAGUCGUCUGCAAUGCGGUAACAAUCAGAUGG